Exophiala mesophila is the source of this 1153-nucleotide messenger RNA. RefSeq lists its product as uncharacterized. The record is from RefSeq and is a predicted model, not a curated record. Lineage: Eukaryota; Fungi; Ascomycota; Eurotiomycetes; Chaetothyriales; Herpotrichiellaceae. The coding region runs from base 1 to 1050 and encodes 349 amino acids. The transcript has a single exon.
AUGCGUCUGGUGGGAGAUAAAUAUGAAGGCUCUUCGCCGCACAAUCUCAAAGGUGAUGUAUCGCGCAUGAUGGCACCGGAAUUCCUAAAGACCGCCUUCAGCAGCAAAAGACCAACUAUCACUCGUCUCAAUGACGAUACCAGUUGGCUCGUGUCUAUUCCGCAUCCUGAUGACGAUGGUGUCUCAGGUGGUCCGUCGUUUUUCAACUUUCUCGUCGAUCCAUGGUUUCAUACUAAGCAAGUGAUCAUUUCAGAGUGGUUUCUGGUCCAAUGGCACGUACACGAAAGUCGUAUCUCGAGCAUCGCAGACCUGGAAGAAUUUUUGCAACACACCAUCGGGCAGAAGCGACACCCGGCUACGAUCUCUGUCCCAACAUCGUACAUAGAUGCUGUUAUCGUUUCUCAUGACACCACGGACCAUUGCCAUAAGGAGACCCUCAAGCAAGUCUCAGCCGCGGUCCCCAUCUUUGCCAGCCCUUCGGCAGCAAGGGAAAUAUCAUCCUGGAAACACUUCCGUACGGUCGUGAGCCUUCCACAGGGAAAUCAAGCUAAGUUUGAUUGGCGAACGGCCAACUUACAUCCAUUGCCGGGGUGGCUUGGCAUGAAACACCUGUCCCAAGGAGAGCAUUUCGACUCACUCUAUGGAGGAAUAGCGUUAUACUUCACCAAAAGCGCCAGUUCUCUAGGAGUAGAAGCACUGAUCUAUGCUCCGCAUGGUAUAAAGGCUUCCGCAGCGACCUGGCUUGGAGCGGCGGAACCCAAAGUAGAGCUCGUCGCGCUCAUUUACCCUUGGACUGAGGCAAAGAUAAUGGGCCUGGCGGCAACUUAUGGACGCGAAGAGGGAGAAAAGCUCCUCUUAGGUACAAAAUCCAGGUACUGGAUCGAUACGCACGAUGGAGAAAAGAUAUCCUCAGGGAUUUUAAGCUGGUUCCUGGCGAAAAGAUGCAGAAUCGACUCGCACGCAGAGAGUCCAGGCACAGGAAACAAAGUCUCCAACCUCCAAGGCGCUAUCCUGAAGACCCUACAUGAAGGGGAGACUCUGACACUAUAGCCGACCUAGAUAGCACUCCCGUAUGUCUCAAGAACAUUUUCCAUCGCCAGCCAUCACCUCAAUGAUGGCGAAACUCUUCUCUGAGAGGCGAUGAACAACCAUA